GCUGCGCCGGCUGCGAUUGGCCGGCAGGAAGGAGCCAAUGGGCAGCGGCGUUGUUGGCGGGCUGGGCGCGAUGGCGGCGCUGGGCCCGGUGUGGGGCCGCAGGUUUUCCCUGCUCCAGCGCGCCCUCCGCUGCCCCUUCCCGCUCCUUCCGAACUCCCUGGAGCUCCUCCCCGGCCACCCCCCCGCCCUCUGCCGCCUGCCGGGGCCUCCCUGGAGCUUCCAGCAGCUCCGCGGCAAAGCCCGAGGGAACGAGUACCAGCCCAACAACAGGAAGCGCAAGAAGACGCACGGCUGGAUCCGGAGGAUCAGCACCCCCGGCGGCAUCGCCGUGAUCCUGCGCCGGAUGCUCAAGGGCAGGAAGUCGCUGAGCCACUGAGGGACGGCCUCAAACCCGCCGGGAAUUUGGGAUGGUCCGGCUGAGCCCAGGGGUUGUCCCCGGGGCUUUGGCCUGCCCUUAAAUUGUAAAUUUAAAUUGCUGCUUCAAGUGUAAAUUCAAGUUGUUUCUCGAGUUGUAAA
Neopelma chrysocephalum (saffron-crested tyrant-manakin) is the source of this 516-nucleotide messenger RNA. RefSeq names its product mitochondrial ribosomal protein L34 (gene MRPL34). Gene Ontology annotation, biological process: translation. Gene Ontology annotation, molecular function: structural constituent of ribosome. NCBI's taxonomy places the organism in Eukaryota, Metazoa, Chordata, Aves, Passeriformes, Pipridae. Gene Ontology annotation, cellular component: mitochondrial large ribosomal subunit; ribosome. The transcript is spliced from 2 exons. The coding region runs from base 38 to 376 and encodes 112 amino acids. The record is from RefSeq and is a predicted model, not a curated record.